This is a messenger RNA of Lobosporangium transversale, 1024 nucleotides long. RefSeq lists its product as hypothetical. Gene Ontology annotation, molecular function: zinc ion binding. The transcript has 2 exons. Lineage: Eukaryota; Fungi; Mortierellomycota; Mortierellomycetes; Mortierellales; Mortierellaceae. The record is from RefSeq and is a predicted model, not a curated record. The coding region runs from base 261 to 854 and encodes 197 amino acids. Gene Ontology annotation, cellular component: cytoplasm.
ACACGUGCCUGUCAUCUCAUCAACUGUGCCUGGCUCUAUCUGCCUGCCUGUCUGCCUGUCUGCCUUCGCAAUUGUCUGACGUUCCAUGGGAUUACAAAUUCUCAUCUCCACACAUACGCAAUCGUAAUUACUCAAUUGGUUAGCUACGUAACACACAUCAUUCACUAUAAAUACCUCAAGUCGCCAUUCUUUUCAUUACUCUACAUUCCAUUACCUUCAACAACUUCUGAAAUAUAUCGACAUCUAGCACCAAUACCCACAUGGAGCUUCCUUCAAUCGGUAAACACUGCUCGGACCUAAACUGCGCCCAGCUCGACUUUCUGCCUUUCACCUGUCAAUAUUGCAAACAGAUCUUUUGCCAGGAUCACUGGAAACUCGAAACUCACACCUGUCCUAACAAGGAUGCAGCGACACAGCAGGAUCAACGUGUGCCCAUUUGCCCUCUAUGUGACAAACCUGUCCCAAUCAAGAAGGGCGAAGACCCAAAUGUUAGAAUGGAACAACAUAUUUCUGCAGGAUGUCCUGAACCCGCCACAACCACCUCAAAACCAAUCUACACAAACUCUUGUAAUGCCAAGGGAUGUAAGAAUCGAUCUGCUAUCCCAAUCAUCUGUCAAAAAUGUCGUCGCAACUUUUGUUUGAAACACCGUCUAGAAGAUGAUCAUGCCUGUCCAAACCUGCGACAGCCACAAGAGCCACAAAUGCAACAGUCUAGUAAAAAGACAUCGAUAAACCCAACCAGGAAUGCUAGAGCAGCCGCUGCAGCCGAAUCAAGAGCAAGUGCAGGCAACGGUGGUCAACGCUCCUUUGCGUCAUCAGGGAAGAAGGACAAGGACAAAUGUUUGGUCUCCUGAUACUUAAUGAUAUCAGUUCGGCUUUCCCAACCACCUUUCUUCCGCACAGCCACCGCUUAUAAACAAUAAUUAUUACUGGAUACAUCAUACAAGGCACUUUGCCAAUCACAUAUUAAUAGCAACAAUAGUAACAAUAAUAACCAUCUAGAAUAUCCACAAUUAAAGCUCCU